AUGACCGCUGACGUGUCCCAGCGCCGUGCCCCUUCCCCGUCUCCGGCUUCGUCGGCGGCGUCAGCGCAAAGUACGAGCGCCUCGUCGCACGGCGUGUGGCCAGCCUUCCCUCGUUCCCUUGCUGACGGAAUGGCAGUGAACACGCAGAUAAACGAGCUGAAUAUCAUACGCCAGGCGCUGUACGAGCUGGAGGUGCAGCACGGGAAGCUGCGCACGCGCUACGAGGAGGAGAUCGCACACCUCCGCGCGGAGCUGCAGGUGUCGCGCAGCGCGGGGCCGGGGCUCGGCGGGCCGGGAAUUCCCGCCGACCGCGAGCGGGACCGCGGCGAGCGCUCUCGGGACGGCGACAGGGACAGGGACCGCGGGGGCGAGCGCGAUGCCAAGCGGCUCAGACUGACCAAAGAGCACGACAGCCCGCAUGGCCGCGCAGCCUUACCGCCGUCCAGCGCCGACAGCCCCGGGCGCCCGAUGACGGCAGCGGCGUCAACGUCGGCCCAUCGUCUACCGGACCACUCGCAUCUGCCCCUCCCGCCGAUGCCCGUCCUCCGGUCCGCGCCUGCUUCUACCUCUACUUCCGGCCUUGCCCUGAUGCCCGCGCUGGAGCGCGACGCGGGCCGGGAGAAGGACGCCGACAAAGAACGCGACCGCGAGCGCGAGGACGAGCCGUUCCCGGCGUGGGUCGACGGGCUGGACGUCGCCAGUCUGCCGGCGGACAUGAAGAAGGAGGGCGCGGACUGGUUCGCGGUGUGCCAGUGGAACCCGCGCAUCAGGCCGAGACGGCUGGAGAGCGUGCAGCUGCUGCAUACGUUCGCGCAUGCGACCGAACAGCGUCGUCUGCUGCGUGCAGUUCUCCGCGGAUGGGCGCUAUUUGGCGAGGGGUGUAAUCGGUCGGCGCAGAUAUUUGACGUCAAGACGGGUCGCAAGACCAGUGUGCUGGUCGACGACGUCAGCGGCCCCGCGGGCGACCUUUACAUCCGGAGCGUAAGGUUCAGCCCGGAUGGGCGCUUUUUGGCGACGGGGGCGGAGGACCGGAAGAUCAGGAUCUGGGACAUCACCAAAGGCACUGUCGCCCAAAUCUUCUCCGGGCACACCCAGGAGAUCUAUUCCCUCGACUUCUCGCGCGACGGGCGGCGCAUCGUCUCGGGCUCGGGCGACCGGACCGCGCGCGUGUGGGACAUGGACGGCGGGCCGCCGCUCGUCCUCGCCGUCGACGAGCCGGCCGUCGCGCUGUCCCCGGACGGGCGGCACGUCGCCGCGGGGUCGCUGGACAACGUCGUGCGCAUCUGGGACGCGGACAGCGGCGUCCUGCUCGAGCGCCUCCGCGGGCACCGCGACAGCGUGUACAGCGUCGUCUUCACCCCCGACGGGCGCGGCGUGAUCAGCGGGAGCCUCGACAGGACGCUCAAGCACUGGGACGUGUCCGCGCUCGCGGGCGGGGGCAAGGUGAAGAGGGAGGCGGGCGCCGCGCCGGAGGGCCGCGCGGUCUGCACGCGGGACUUCCUCGGGCACAAGGACUACGUGCUCUCCGUCGCGGUCUCGCACGACGCGCAGUGGAUCGUGUCCGGCUCGAAGGACCGCGGCGUGCAGUUCUGGGACCGCGCGGGCGCGGUGCACGCGCUCCUCCAGGGGCACAAGAACUCGGUCAUCUCGAUCGACCUCAGCCCCGCGGCGAACCUGCUCGCCACCGGGAGCGGGGACAGUCUGGCGCGGGUGUGGAGCUAUGCGUAG
Mycena indigotica is the source of this 1728-nucleotide messenger RNA. Its product is annotated as Chromatin associated protein. The coding region runs from base 1 to 1728 and encodes 575 amino acids. Gene Ontology annotation, molecular function: protein binding. The record is from RefSeq and is a predicted model, not a curated record. Lineage: Eukaryota; Fungi; Basidiomycota; Agaricomycetes; Agaricales; Mycenaceae. The transcript is spliced from 7 exons.